AUGGAUUUCCAGAACCGUGCAGGAUCCAAAUUCGGCGGCGGUGGUGUCGCAUCGCAGUCCGCGAGCAAUGCGGACCGUCGCGAACGACUACGCAAGCUCGCUCUCGAGACGAUCGACCUCGAUAAAGAUCCAUAUUUCUUCAAGAACCAUGUGGGAAGCUUCGAGUGCCGUCUAUGUCUGACGGUUCAUCAGAACGAUGGCUCCUACCUUGCCCACACCCAAGGCCGCAAACAUCAAACGAACCUUGCGCGACGUGCGGCCCGAGAGCAGCGGGAAGGGAAGAACCAGGACCCGUCCACGCUGCCGGGCGCAAUGGGCGUGCAGGUCAAGAAGCAGACGAUCAAGAUCGGACGGCCGGGUUACAAGAUCACGAAGAUUCGGGACCCGUUGACGCGACAGUUGGGGCUGUUGUUCCAGUUGCAGUAUCAGGAAAUUACGCCAGGAGUUCAGCCUCGGGUACGUUUCAUGUCUGCCUUCGAGCAGAAAGUAGAGGAACCUCCGGACAAGAACUUCCAGUAUCUCGUUGUGGCGGCGGAGCCGUACCAGACUUGUGGCUUCAAGCUCCAGGCUAGAGAGAUUGAUCGCAGAGAGGGUCGGUAUUGGACUUGGUUCGAUGAAGAUAGUAAGGAGUUCUGGAUCCAGAUCAUGUUUAAAACAGAGCGUGAGGAGAGAUUCAGCGGGGUUCCUGGUCUGGCACCAGUGGACCAUAAGGCUUGA
Messenger RNA from Aspergillus tanneri, 717 nucleotides. RefSeq names its product spliceosome assembly protein PRP11 (gene SF3A2). Gene Ontology annotation, cellular component: U2 snRNP; catalytic step 2 spliceosome; U2-type prespliceosome. Lineage: Eukaryota; Fungi; Ascomycota; Eurotiomycetes; Eurotiales; Aspergillaceae. The record is from RefSeq and is a predicted model, not a curated record. The coding region runs from base 1 to 717 and encodes 238 amino acids. Gene Ontology annotation, molecular function: nucleic acid binding; zinc ion binding. The transcript has 2 exons. Gene Ontology annotation, biological process: spliceosomal complex assembly.